This is a messenger RNA of Zychaea mexicana, 2136 nucleotides long. RefSeq names its product acyl-CoA dehydrogenase/oxidase C-terminal. NCBI's taxonomy places the organism in Eukaryota, Fungi, Mucoromycota, Mucoromycetes, Mucorales, Lichtheimiaceae. Gene Ontology annotation, cellular component: peroxisome. Bases 1 to 2136 code for a protein of 711 amino acids. Gene Ontology annotation, molecular function: acyl-CoA oxidase activity; FAD binding; fatty acid binding. The record is from RefSeq and is a predicted model, not a curated record. The transcript has 8 exons. Gene Ontology annotation, biological process: fatty acid beta-oxidation using acyl-CoA oxidase; lipid homeostasis.
AUGUCUGCACAACAAAGACUUAAUGCUGUCAAGCAGCACUUGACUCCCGAAAUAGAACGUGCUAAUGCCGUAGAUCCAGUGGCCAGCAUGAACGAGGAACGUGCCAAAGCUUCCUUCAACGUUCGCGAUCUUACAUACUUGCUGGACGGCAGCAAGCACGCAACCGAGUUGCGAGAACGUAUGAUGCUGGAAAUUGAGCGCGACCCUCUUUUCGCUAUGCACGAUGUCCAUGAUCUUACCAAGGGCGAGCUUCGUGAACGUACCAUGGAAAAGUUCCGCAGCAUGAUCCAUCACUUGCAAAACGAGUCGGUUGAUACAUUCAAGAAGAGAAUGGAAGUGAUCAGUUUGAUUGAUGCUGGUUUCUGGACCCGCUUUGGUGUUCAUUACGGUUUGUUCGUCGGUGCACUUCAGAGCAAUGCCAGCCCUGGCCAGCUCUCAUACUGGUUUGAAAAGGGUGCCUUGUCCUUGACCGGCAUGAUUGGUUGCUUUGCUAUGACUGAAAUCGGUCACGGAUCAAACGUGCCUGGUCUUGAGACCACCGCCACCUUUGAUGAAGCUUCUGAUCAAUUCAUCAUCCAUACCCCGACCCUGACGGCUACCAAGUGGUGGAUCGGUGGUGCUGCCCACAGUGCUACCCACGCUGCUGUUUUCGCACAGCUCGUUGUCAAGGGCAAAAACUAUGGCACCAAGUGCUUCGUUGUGCCUCUCCGUGAUCCCAAGACUUAUAACCUCUUGCCUGGCGUCAACAUUGGCGAUAUCGGCAAGAAGAUGGGCAGAGAUGGUAUCGAUAACGGCUGGAUACAGUUCACCAACGUCCGCAUUCCCCGUGGCUACAUGUUGCAAAAGCACGCCAAGGUGACGCGCAGCGGUACUGUCACUGAGCCUAAGCUUCAGCAAUUGACCUACGGUGCCCUUUUGCAGGGUCGCGUUGCCAUGGUUGUUGACAGCGGCAACGUCUCCAAGAAGGCUUUGACCAUCGCCACCCGUUAUGCUGCCGUCCGUCGUCAAUUCGCCAAAUCGAAGGCCAACGGCGUCGAAACCAAGUUGCUCGACUACCCCAUCCACCAACGCCGUCUGAUGCCUCUUUUGGCCCAGGCUUUCGCCAUGCACUUUACUGGUGCCGAGAUGACUGCCAUGUACAAUAACAUGAUGACUCGCUUGGACAGCGCCAGCCCCGGCGAUGCCGACAUGGAAGAAGUCUUGGAGAUGCUCAAGGAGACCCACGCCACCAGUGCCGGUCUGAAGGCUUUCUGCACAUGGAACUGCUUGAAUACCAUUGAACAGUGCCGUCAGUCGUGCGGUGGCCACGGCUACUCUGCUUACACCGGCUUGGCCAGCAUGUACAACGACUUCGCAGUGCAGUGCACCUGGGAAGGUGACAAUACCAUUUUGGCUCUUCAAUCUGGCCGUUACUUGAUCAGCAGCUAUCGUGAAGCCGUUGACGGCAAGAAGCUGUCUCCUGGUGUUGGCUACUUGAACAAUUUGAACAGACUUAUUGGCAAGCGCUGUGGCGUCUCUAAAGUCGAAGAUAUCGUCACUCCAGAAAUCAUCAUUGAAGGUUGGCAGGUCGUGUGCGCCAACGUGGUCAAGAACGCCGCUUUGGAGUUUGAAGAAUGCUUGAAGAACGGUCUCGAUGCCGAUGAUGCAUAUGAACAAUGCUCGCAAUCCCGCUUGUAUGCAGCCCGCUUGCAUUCGUAUGGCUACUUGUUCCAACGAUUCGCAGAUGGCGUUUCCAAGGUGCAGGGUGACCUCAAGUCCGUCUUGAUGGACGUAUGCAUGCUGUACGGUCUUUACACUGUUGAAGAGAAUGCUGGCGCUUUCCUCCAAUACGAGUAUUUCACUCCCACGCAGAUCGAAUAUGUCCGCGCCCAGACCAACGUCUUGUGCAAGGCUGUCCGUGAUCAGGCCAUCCCCCUCAUCGACUCGUUCAACUUCUCCGACUAUGUCAUCAACAGCCCCUUGGGCCGUGCCGAUGGCAACGUCUAUGUCCACUACUUUGACCAAGUCAAGCGAUCCAACCCUCAGGGCGACCACCCUUACUUUAACCGCUUGGUCAAGCCCUUGUUGGAACGCGAGAUUGAUGGUGGCGAUUACGAGGACGAGGAAGCAGGCUUGGAGGAGGAGGAUGAUGAGUAA